Messenger RNA from Mytilus californianus (California mussel), 1105 nucleotides. RefSeq lists its product as uncharacterized. Bases 401 to 1060 code for a protein of 219 amino acids. The transcript has 4 exons. The record is from RefSeq and is a predicted model, not a curated record. NCBI's taxonomy places the organism in Eukaryota, Metazoa, Mollusca, Bivalvia, Mytilida, Mytilidae.
GAAAGAGCGCUACCGAUGAGUUGUGUUGACGACAAGCAAAUCUGAAGUACAAAUGCAUAAAACCUGGUAUUUUUGAUGAUUUUGUUCUUAGUUCAGAUUCGAGCAAGCACUGUUGAUUUUAAGUCAAACUAUAGGAUGAACAUUUUCUGUUAAAGAUUUACAUUAGGAAUUUAUAUAGUGUCUAACUUAGUUUCUAUUUACUGCAGAGUCUGGUUGGUGAUCACCAGUACAAGGGUUGAAGAUUAAUUUGACAAUAGACACACCAGACAAAGGUAAUGUGCAUCCGUUUAAUACGCCUCAGUAUUUGGAUUUUGUUACUCCAAUAAAUUUGAGCAAGUAUGGUGUGGAUGUUUCUCAAAUACGAUCACUGUACUUUGAUGUUAAAGCAUGCCAUGAUGCGAUGGUUAUUUUAGCAAGCACGUCAAGUAUGAAUUCAUCAAAACCAUUUUACCAGCUUAUUCUUUCUGGUGAUUCCAAUCAUGACGGUAAUUGGGAGCUGAACCUGAGACGUCGUGAAGAUAAGGCCUUGCAACAGAAUAGAUAUGACUUUGCUUUCAAAACUAUUAAUGAAGAAAGAUACCGUCUUAAUUGUAAUGAGUAUCGUACAUUCUGGGUCAGCUGGAAGGAGGGAAAAAUAAAGUUGGGAAGAGGAAAACAAACAGGCAACGAUGAAAUUUUCUGGUAUACAGACAAUGACCCCUUUGUAAUAAGAGAGAUAGGUGUAAUAAACGCUUGGGGUUCAACUGGAAAAUGGAAAAUACCGAUUACAAUAAAUGAUCGGUUCACUGGACAAUAUAACAAAUGUCAACGCAAUGAUAUUAAAGCAAAUAUAGAGAUUGUAGAUUCAGUCCAGGCGAUAAGUGUAAUAAGGUGUUCUGCAAUAUGUGAUCUCAUGAAAAAGUGUAUUGGAUUUAACUAUAAAGCGCAAGGGAAAAGAUGUGCGUUACUGAGUGCUGGUGAAAAUGUUCUGACAGAGAUUCCCAAAUUACAUGUACCCGGUUGGCAAUUUUACACGAAGUGUUUUGAGAAAAAGGAAGUGUGCUUAGGCUGCUUAAUAUAAAUUAUUAUUUAAUACAGCCAAAAAAUCAAGAUUUUAAAUCUAAAA